UCUACCUUCGUCGGGUCCGCCGGGGGUAAUAACCAGUCGCAACACCGCCUCUCUGUUUGCUCUCUGGCCACAACAACAACUGUUUAAUGACCUGCCCUCGAACCUCCGAAACCCUCCACAACCUCGAGCCGCGUCCCCCUCUGCCUCGCAACCCCAUCGGCCUCACGAGUUCCACGGCUUCCUCCGCCCCUACCGCUUCACUCACACCCACUACGUUCGCUUCUGCACGCGAUUGGAGCCGUUUGACCUGCCUCCGAAAAGCCGUGCCCCCUCCCCCGGCUGGCACCACCGCAUCCAACAACCAGCAAGUCUCGUUCCAACUCGGCCCCGGACCACCUCCUCGAACCCCGUUCUUUUCAGCACUACUCGUCGUGAGGGCUCUGCAGCCCUCCGUCUCUACCGCCCUUCAUCAUGACGGGAAUUAGCGGUUCGACGCAGGAGCGACCUCCGAUAUUCAAAGCCGUCGGUGUCUCCUUGGCGGUCGCAUCCGGUGUCUUCAUCGGAAUCUCGUUCGUCCUCAAGAAGAAAGGGCUGCUAGCAGCAAACGUCAAAGAUGGAAAGGAGGCUGGUGAGGGUUAUGGCUACCUGAAGAAUGCGUGGUGGUGGACUGGGAUGAUUUUGAUGAUUUUGGGAGAAAUCUGCAACUUUGCGGCUUACGCUUUCGUGGAUGCACUUUUGGUUACUCCUUUGGGAGCUCUGUCGGUAGUAAUAACGGCGAUAUUAUCGUCGAUAUUCCUCAAAGAACGACUGUCGUUUGUCGGAAAGAUCGGUUGUUUCAUGUGUAUAAUAGGGGCCAUCGUCAUCGCCAUCAACGCCCCCGCGCAAAGCUCCGUCACGACUAUACAAGACAUGCAAAAGUUCAUCAUAUCGCCCGGGUUCCUCGUCUACGCCGGGAUCAUAAUCAUCGGUUGCAUCUGCAUCAUCAUUUGGGUGGCACCUAAAUACGGGAAUAAGAGCAUGAUGGUCUACCUGACAGUGUGUUCACUGACCGGAGGUCUGAGUGUCGUGGCCACGCAAGGUUUAGGUGCCGCGGUAGUUACGCAGAUUGGCGGAACACCGCAGUUCAAUCAGUGGUUUCUCUACGUAUUACUGGUAUUCGUGAUCGUAACUUUACUAGUCGAGAUUAUCUAUCUCAACAAAGCUUUGAAUUUGUUCAAUGCCGCGUUAGUCACUCCAACAUACUACGUGAUAUUCACAUCGGCGACGAUCGUAACGUCGGCUAUCCUCUUCCGCGGCUUUAAGGGCACUCCGGCAUCGAUAACCACUGUAGUUAUGGGCUUCCUUCAGAUUUGUUCCGGCGUCGUCCUCCUGCAACUUUCCAAAUCCUCAAAGAACGUUCCGGAUACCGAGAUCUUCCGUGGAGAUUUGGAUCAGAUCAGAACUGUCGCCGAGCAAUCCGAACCCGAGUCCGAGCCUAAAGCCGAUGCCAUCCGCGGAACGGCAGCCAUAAUCCGGCGUAUUUCGGUGGCCAGGCGUACCGCCGAAGUUGAUGAGGCCAGGAAGAUCCACGAGGAUCGCCAGCGGGAUAUGCGCACGCCUUUGUCAGCAGGCGAGACAGUGGAAUGGGAUGGCGUCAAGAGACGAGUGACGUGGACAGGCGAGCACGGCCGCCCCGGCCGAAGAAAUACGCUUAGUGGGCAGCAUCCGCCGUUGGGCAUGGCGAGGAUUCCCGAUGAGGAGGAGGCACGAGAGGAUCAUCCUGCCGGCCGGAGACGUAGUAUGUCGGUCGACGAAGCUAUGAGACAACGCGUGUAUGGGCAGGAACCGGAGGGGGAAGAACCCCAUCCCGAGAGUUUCUUGGGCAGGGUCAGAGGGCUACUCACCAAGCGGAGCAAGGCAAGCUUGAGAGAGCCUACCGAUCUGGCUACUAUCGUACCGCAUCGGGAUCUCCGAGAUAUCAGUGGCUCCAACCCGAUCGUAGGCAUGUCUAGUACCCGUCCGAGGGUCUACUCAGACGCGACAUUACCCGACAACAUACAGUCCUCGGCGGCGUCACAGUCGUCCCCGCACAUCAAUCAUAUCACGUUUGCUGGCGAUGUGGCGACUGAGAUGAAGACGUACGACUUCGCCGCCGCACCCGUCUCCGCACCAGGCUAUCAGCGAACAACCAGCAGAGACGGAAGCGAAUACCAGUCUGUUCCAAGCGGUAGACUAGCCGUACCGGAACCAAGCACGAUCCUGGGAGGCAAGUCUAAGGACAAGGACUCGCUACGACCGGAUAGUCGGCAGUCGGCGAGAAGACAGUUUAGUUUCCAGUUCUUACAUCGCAACGCGCACGGCCGGAGCGAGAGCCAGGGCAGUGUGGAGUCGGAUGGCGGUGGGAGGCACGGCUUGAAUUGGAAGCAGAAGUUGCCAGUGGGUGGAUCAAAGACGGAAGAGGAGCGGCUGGGCCUCGUUAAGGGUGAUAGUGUCAGCACCGGGCAGGAGACCCUGAGGAGUGAUAGCCCGAGCUCGGUGGAAAAGGAUGGAAGCGUCAAUAUCGUACCUCGUGACGAUGAUAUCCCGAGCGGGGAAUGGAACGAAAAGUGGGGUUCGAGGGGGACAUGAGUUUGAUGAGAUGCGUUUUUAAUUUUUUGGGGUGUGAAUUUAUGACCUACUAUUGCUUCUGCGCUCUUCUUUCGUACUAAUAGCUAGCGGGAGCCUUUUGGGACAAGAGGGGUUUUUUUGGCUGUGAGGAUAGGAUCGAGGUUCCUUUUGUUUAUACCCUGGGUUUUUUUUCUUUUCUAUGCUGGGUUACGAUGUAUAUAAACCAGCCCAUGGCAAUCGGGCUGAAGGGCUUCGUGAUGGCUUAUUGUGAGGCCGUAAAUUGUGUGGGGCGAAAAUAUAUCGGCGACGUUUUGGAGGAAG
This is a messenger RNA of Tricharina praecox, 2847 nucleotides long. RefSeq names its product magnesium transporter NIPA-domain-containing protein. Gene Ontology annotation, molecular function: magnesium ion transmembrane transporter activity. Gene Ontology annotation, cellular component: membrane. The coding region runs from base 412 to 2547 and encodes 711 amino acids. The transcript has 6 exons. The record is from RefSeq and is a predicted model, not a curated record. NCBI's taxonomy places the organism in Eukaryota, Fungi, Ascomycota, Pezizomycetes, Pezizales, Pyronemataceae. Gene Ontology annotation, biological process: magnesium ion transport.